Molecule: messenger RNA, 786 nt
Organism: Porites lobata
Lineage: Eukaryota; Metazoa; Cnidaria; Anthozoa; Scleractinia; Poritidae
Source: the annotation of a GenBank genome assembly
AGCCAUGAAAGCACAGCCACUGAAACGCCAACGACUUCUCGCACAAAUAGCAAUCGUAGGUCAAGUAGCGAGACAAAAACCCUCAUUCUUUCUUAUCAAGAUCACGCUGAUGCUUUGAGUAAAGCAAAGAACCCCCAAGCAAAGAAUAAAAUCUGGGAGGCGAUCUACGCUAAAUUUACAAAAGCAUGCGAAGAUUACAACAUUACAACCGGAAAGUCCUUGGGCCAGUUGAAAGAAAAAUGGAAGACUCUUUUCGACAAGUAUAAGAGCAUCAACGAUAACAACAAAGCAACUGGAAGAGGCCGAGAAAAAUUCGAAUUCUUCGAUGUCAUGGAUUCCUUUCUAGGAUUCAGCGACAAGGUGAAUCCCAGAUUUGUUUCUGAAACAGCUAUCCAGAGGGACAUUUCGAGCGGAACAGAGUCAAGUCCCUCACCUAGCGCUAGCACAUCAGCCAGUUGCAGCUCUUUUGAGACGGGCCCUGAUAGCGAUGCAGAGACAUCAGCUCCUGAUGCAGCGAAAGGAAAGCGGAAAGCAGCCGAAAAUAAACAGGGGGAGGACGCCGUUGCAAUUAGAAAAAAGCGGGGAGAGAAGCGCAGAAAAAGCGACGAACACGAGAGCCUUAUCACUCUGCUAAAAUCACAACAGGAAAUGAUGAUGAAAGCGGAGGAGCAGGAUAGGUUGGCUAUGCAGCAACUCAUGAAGUUUGAAGUAGAAGCUGAAAAACGGCAUCAAGAAUUUACCCUGGCAGCGUUGAAAGAACUGGGAAACAUUUUCAAAAAAGACUAG